Messenger RNA from Kwoniella shivajii, 816 nucleotides. RefSeq lists its product as uncharacterized. Gene Ontology annotation, biological process: endonucleolytic cleavage in 5'-ETS of tricistronic rRNA transcript (SSU-rRNA, 5.8S rRNA, LSU-rRNA); endonucleolytic cleavage in ITS1 to separate SSU-rRNA from 5.8S rRNA and LSU-rRNA from tricistronic rRNA transcript (SSU-rRNA, 5.8S rRNA, LSU-rRNA); endonucleolytic cleavage to generate mature 5'-end of SSU-rRNA from (SSU-rRNA, 5.8S rRNA, LSU-rRNA). Lineage: Eukaryota; Fungi; Basidiomycota; Tremellomycetes; Tremellales; Cryptococcaceae. Gene Ontology annotation, molecular function: RNA binding. Gene Ontology annotation, cellular component: nucleolus. Bases 1 to 816 code for a protein of 271 amino acids. The transcript has 3 exons. The record is from RefSeq and is a predicted model, not a curated record.
AUGGACUCUCCUGCCAAGAAUAUCAAUAAAAGACUUCGAAUAUCCGAGGAAGCGGAUCAAGAUCAAGUAGAUCUUGACGCACCUUCUUCCUCGACCUCGAACCUAAAGCCCACUACUACUAGAGACGAUGACGAUCACACUGAGCAGAGGGUAAUCAAAAAGAAGAAGAAGAGCAAGAGUAAGACACUCACAACUGGUAUAGUGUAUAUCUCACGACUACCUCCUGGGAUGACACCUCAGAAAGUCAGACAUCUCAUGGCGAGAUGGGGAGAAGUAGGGAAAGUCUAUGCUCAACGACGUGAUGCUCCAAGUGGUUAUAAUCCGAAUGCCAAUGCGAAUAAUCAAAAGAAACAAAAACACGCCAGUGCGAACUUCUCAGAAGCAUGGGUUGAGUUUUUAGAUAAAUCAGUAGCUAAAACUGUCGCUUCAAUGUUAAAUGCUCAGGUGAUCGGAGGUAAAAAAGGUGAUAGAUGGAGAGAUGAUAUUUGGACUAUGAAAUAUUUAAGUGGGUUCAAGUGGGAAAUGCUAGGUGAACAAAUUGCAUACGAAAGACAGGCUCAUCAAGCUAGACUUCGAACUGAAAUCACCCGUUCAAAGACUGAACAAGCUGAUUAUCUCAAAAAUGUUGAACUUGCUCGUGUACUUGAUAAAAGAAAGGCAAAGAAAGCAGCAUCAGGAAUAGUAGACCCUCCAAAGGCAGAAGGGGCGGAAGGAGAUAAAAGUUCUGGCAAAUAUAGACAGAGGUUGGCUGUGGAGAAAACCAAAAGUUUACAAGGAAAAGGAAUGGAUGAUGUUUUGGGUAAUAUAUUUGGUUAA